AAAUCAUGUUUUGGCUAUCAAUGCAGCUAGCCAAUAGUCUGUCUUCACUGUUUUAACCAUCUCAGUUCAUGCCCUGUACAACAACGCUUCUUGACAGCUCCAGCCUAUGCUUGUCACAAAUAUGAAUGCCUUCUGACGAGGUGCCUUGCUUCAUCAGGAAUCCUGGAGUGUUUAACUUGUAAAGCGACUCUCUGGUCUAUAGAGUUGUACAGAGCUUGAUUCUUUAAUGGAGGAUACAUGGAAGCUACGCUGUGCGAACUUGGAUUCCUUCAAUUCUGGCGUGUCCGCCAGAGUUUUUGCGAAAACAGCUGGACUGAUGCUGCGCUCGACUUUUUGUCUCCUGUGAAUGCGCCAACCCACGAGAGCGAGGGGUGUUUCGGAUGCGCUGCUCCGUGGCAAAGAGCGACGAGAAGAGAGCUUUUACUGAACAGCGGCUCGCAGGCGGCGUCAACUGUUUUUACUCGGCUGUCGUUUCCGCUUGUUAACUCGAAGAGACAUGGAUCUUUGCCUGGUCUUCCCUGCGAUCUGAGUCUCGUAUCUCCUACUUCUGUUGUAAUGAGAAGCGGGAAGCGUCGGUGGGAGUGUUCUUCCCAAACACAGUUUUAAUCACCGAUCAGCAACGUCAGCAACGAGGAAGAGAAAAAAAUACAAUCACUUCUGGAGCCUCCCCACGAGACGCUGCUUCCUUUCCUGUUCCAGCGUGAUCCACUGUAUCUUCAUCCGACAGGCGGGAGACUGUUUCACAUCAUGCGCUCGUCCCCCUUCCACGCUUUGACAUCUUUAUUUUCUCUGGUGGCCGUCCGCGUGUGCCUGCUUUUGCAUAUGUCUCUCGUGAACGCGUCUGUCUGCGGCGUUUCGCUCACAUCUUCAUUCAUCUCCUCCGCUUCUCAGUCUCUCCUUUCUCUCUUCUUCCUCGCCUGCCUCUGCCUCUCUUCCAGUGUCUUAGGCUCUUCUCUGUCGACGCGGUCCGCUGGCGAUACCGCCUUUGUCUCCCUCUCUUGCGUAAGCGUAGUCGACACCCCCCAGAGGGGAGGCGUCUUGUGCCCCCGACUUUCUUCUCAUGCGUCGUCUCUUCUUGCUUCGUUUUGUCCCCCCUCAUUUCUCUUUUCUGGGCGUCCUUCUUUGUCGGCCGCAUCUCACAACCGCCCCCCAAGACAAAGAACCGGUUUGAGAACUGAGAGCUGGCGCACCUCGAGAUGUGAGAAGACCCUUUGCCCUCGCCUCUUAUUUGCGCGUGAGAGUCACAUAACUCGUUCUUCAGGCUUCGCGAGAAUGGAGGAACGCAUCCUUCGCUCUUCCUGUCUUCUCUCAGAGCGAAUCCACUCAUGUGGAUCAAAAGGCGAAAGAAGAACAGUGCCCCACUCGACGUCGAUGUCUGCUGGCUGCAGCGGUAUUUUCUCAGAAAAACUCCCCAAGAAAUUCAGCGAGAGACUCUUGCCUCUCCGUCUGUCAGUGACCAGUGUUCAGGAGGACAAGCGACACUUUGAGGAAUCUGCUUCUUUCGCUCCUGCGUCCGGUUUCGCUUCUCCGGCCUCGCCAUCGACUUCCCUUUCUACAUUUCCUUCUUUCUUGCUUUCGCUGUCUGCCUGUGCCUCGUUGCCGCCCUCUAUUUCUUCCUCUUCAACUCAGGCUUCCUCUACAUCUCCAUCUUCUUCCUCAACUCUGUCUUCUUCUUUCUCUUCCUCAUCACUUCCCGCUUCAUCUCCAGCUUCUCCGUCGCGGUCCUCUGCCUCUGCGUCUCCGAGUUCCUCUGUCUCCUCUGUGGCGCCUCCGCUUGCGUCGGCUGUCCCCUCUCGGGGCGUGGUGUUCAUCCUGGGUCCGACGGGCGUCGGAAAAACUCGCCUGAGUGUGGAAGUCGCUCUCGCUCUUCAGCGCAGAGGCCAGGCGGCCGAAAUUGUCAGUGCGGAUUCUAUGCAGGUCUACAAAGGCUGUGACAUCGCGACUGCAAAAGCCUCCGUAGAAGAGCAGAAACAAGUGCCACACCAUCUGCUGGACAUCUGCGAUGUCGACUCUCACUUCAGCGUCUUGCGCUUUCUCCAGCUGGCAACUCAAACGAUUGAGGCUCUGCAUGCGCGAGGUGUCUUGCCCAUCGUCGUGGGCGGGACUCAGCUGUAUCUCCAACACCUUCUCUGGCGUUCGCUUCUGGACCGCUAUUUGCACGAGGACUUGGAAUCGGAGAUGCAAGACAAAUCAAGCGGUUCCUGUUCGCCGCUCGACGGAUUCUCCACCGAGACACUCUAUGCGGAACUGAAAAAACUCGAUCCUGAAAGGGCAGCUCACUUGCAUCCGAGAGACAAGCGACGCAUCAUACGCAGCAUCGAGACGACUCAGAGCACAGGAGUGCCUCACAGCGAACUCAUGCGUCGGGAACGCGAAGCGAGCAUUCGAGAAGGUCUGAGGUACCCUAGCUGCAUUCUCUGGCUCGACUGCAGGGACGAAGCAGUCCAUCGACGCAGACUAGAAAAACGAGUCGAGCAAAUGCUUCAAGCUGGGCUCCUCCAGGAGUGCGAGUGGCUGCUCGACACCUUAGGCCUCUACGAGGGCCGCGGAGAAGGAGCUCGUGUUUCAGACUCUACGGCUCCCGAAGAAGGCGCGAAGGAGACAGGAAGAGAACCGGAGAAAAAACGGGUGAAGACGACGGCUGAGCGCGGUGUCUCCUCCGACGGAAACGCGACGGCUGCGACCGUUCCAGGCGACGCCAAGGGAGACACCACGCUUGUGGAGACAAGCGGAGACAGUGCGUGCGAGGACAGGGCCUCUCGAAAAGCAGAGCCUGCCGCUGGAGGCGAGACGAGAUUGCCUGGAGUGCUUCAGAGUAUAGGCUACAAAGAAUUCAUCCCCUUCCUGCUUCACCAAAGACAAAAACAACGUCAACAGACACCGACCGCUUCCACUUCCGCUUCUACUGGGUCUUCGUCUUGCUCUUCUUCAUCGACGCUCUCGGAUAGUUCUUCCUGUCGCUUUGGAUGUCCCGCGGGCACUCUGUGUCCGCCAACACUGGCCUCUGCGGCAGCUUGCCUGGUGACGCGGUCGUGCCAGUACGCGAAGAAGCAGCGCCGCUGGAUUGUCAACAAAUUUCUUCUUCGCCAGCAGCACUUGCCUCUCUAUCUCCUCGACACCAGCCACGCUGAGAACGAACAAGCGUGGCACGACGAAACGCACGAGCCUGCGAUUCGAAUUGUCCACGAGUUCCUCAACAACAAGCCUUUCACGGAGGACCAUCCUCAUGCUGCAGCUGCACACCUGUCUGAAGCAGAAAAAGCUAAACGCGAGAGACUCAAGGCUCUGUCUGGGCAAGCUUCAGGUGUCGCGUCCACAAUAGGAAAAGACCCGUGGGUCGACGGCGGUCUCAACCGACCGCGAACGUGCACCCUGUGCAAUCGAACAUGCAUUGGCGAGACAGACUGGCUGGACCACGUGAAGUCGAAAGCUCACCGGGCUCGCACGAAGAAGGAAAAUGCAGGGAAGAAGGACUUGGACAACACCGAGGAGCAGGAGACAAAGGCGAUAGAAGUUUCCAUUUCAGCCAACGAAAAAUCAGAGUGCUAAGGGGUUUUAGGGACGCGUACCAACGAGAGAAAUACAGGGAAGAAGAACUUUUAAAACACUCGCAAGAGACAAUGGAGAGAGAUGCGUCCUUGUCAAAGUCCGAAGAAACAGAAUGCUAAUAUACUGUGCGACAAGGGCAAAGCAAGUUCUCCCUUCCGUCCUAAACAGUGGCGGCGCUGAGACCUGCUGUUUUGCGUUACCGAGUCACUUAACUGUUGCGCCGGUUUUUUUAAUAGGUUUCUGUGAGAAAUCUUUACAAUGCGUUAUUAGCGAAUAGGGCUACUUAGAGGGCUAGGUACCUAUACGGCUAGUACUGGAUCUUUGCGCCCGACCAACAGACCUGGGACCUCGUGCAGGAGGUAAAACUACAUUCCCAUGGUACCUAUGCAUGUAUUGAGAAUUGAUAUCUCAAAUCGAUAAAAGAAGAUCUGAUAGUACAGAAAGAACAAUUCUCGGUGAAGUUGAAAGUCCCCAAUCGAAAACUGAUUACACACAGACAUUGUGGUACAGACCAACAGUAUAUGGUGUAGCUGCGAGUUUUACGUUCUUCAGGCAGAAUCGUAGAUCGGCC
Toxoplasma gondii ME49 is the source of this 4120-nucleotide messenger RNA. Its product is annotated as tRNA dimethylallyltransferase. The record is from RefSeq and is a predicted model, not a curated record. The coding region runs from base 748 to 3549 and encodes 933 amino acids. Gene Ontology annotation, biological process: tRNA modification. Gene Ontology annotation, molecular function: zinc ion binding; nucleic acid binding; tRNA dimethylallyltransferase activity. The transcript is spliced from 13 exons. Gene Ontology annotation, cellular component: mitochondrion. NCBI's taxonomy places the organism in Eukaryota, Apicomplexa, Conoidasida, Eucoccidiorida, Sarcocystidae.